Molecule: messenger RNA, 1871 nt
Organism: Erigeron canadensis
Lineage: Eukaryota; Viridiplantae; Streptophyta; Magnoliopsida; Asterales; Asteraceae
Exons: 5
Coding region: 288-1403 (371 amino acids)
Biological process (GO): regulation of DNA-templated transcription
Molecular function (GO): DNA-binding transcription factor activity
Source: RefSeq, a predicted model, not a curated record
AAAAAACAGGAACCUUUUAUACAUCAAACCAACCAGACAAGUCAACCAAAGAUUCAUGAAACACAAAUUAUAAAUUUAUAUUUAUUUCUUUAUUUAUACAUUUAUAAUUUAUAAUAUAUUCAAAUCCAAUCCAAAUUUAGCCAUAGCUAUAUCUAUAACCAUCAUCAUCAUAUAUAUAAAUCAUUUCGGAAUCCAUUCGGAUUUUCAUCUUCUCACAUUUGCCUCAUAUAAUUUUUCUGUAUUUAUUGAAGCUCAAAUAUUAAUAAAAGGAAACUGUGCUCUAGGGAAUGGCGAACUCCAAGGGGCCUUCAACAAUGAGAAGUAUGAUGUACAAUGGAAAACAUUCAUUACUCCCUCCUAAAAGUCCAUUUCCGAGCAUGGCGCCAUCUUAUGCUGAUUAUGUCUCAAAUUCUGCAAUCGGGCCAAAAGGCCCACCGAAGUAUAGGGAUGUAAACUCUCAUCAUCAACGUACUUCCUCUGAAAGUUUUUUGAUAGAAGAGCAGCCUUCUUGGCUUGAUGAUCUUCUUAAUGAACCUGAAACGCCUGUUAAAAGAGGGCAUCGACGUUCUUCUAGUGACUCAUUUACAUACAUGGAAGCGGCUAAUGCUGCUCACAAUGAAUAUCGAGCACAAAAUGAGUUUAGAAUGAGAAACUUGACUUCUGCUCCUUCAUGGGGAUCUCAAGAGUUUGACUAUUAUAAAGAUUUUCGAAACCCAGCUUUCUAUGCAGACCCACAUGCGCUGAUCAAAAUUAAGAAUCGGACAUGGGACUCAUCACAAAAUGCAUCAACAUAUUCUACUGGUUUAGCUUCUCCUAGGGACAACUUUGUUCUUCAAGGUUCCAUAUCCCCUGGGGCUUCACGAGAGGCUGAUGGUAAUAUUGCCAUUGGAACUGAUAAGAAAGAUGGAGUUGAAUCUUCUCGGCAAGAUGCAGAGUCUCCGGACAGAAAGGAUUGUUCUAGCAACAAGGCUUCAGCAUCGGACCCUGACACAAAACGUGCCAAACAGCAAUUUGCUCAACGUUCAAGGGUCAGAAAGCUUCAGUACAUUGCGGAACUCGAAAAGAACGUACAGGCCUUACAGGCAGAAGGUUCUGAGGUGUCUGCUGAGGUGGAAUUUCUAAACCAGCAAAGUCUUAUUCUGGGGAUGGAGAAUAAAGCUCUGAAACAACGUCUAGAUAAUUUGGCUCAGGAGCAACUUAUCAAGUACAUGGAGCAUGAAGUUCUGGAGAGAGAGAUAGGGAGACUGCGAGCAUUAUAUCAGCAACAGCAACAACCACAACAGCCACCUCCUGGUCACCGGCGCAGUCCUAGUAAGGAUAAACUCGAUCUACAAUUUGCAAAUCUUUCUUUAAAAAAAGAUUCCAGUUCUGCUCGUGAUGCUUCGGGCCCACUCCACAUCUGAAAACAAACAUGAUGAGCCAUGCUGCAUCAUGACUCUUCUAUUUUCCUACAUUUCAUCAUCACAACCACUAAAUAACCAUUCACAGGUUUUACUAGUUUCUUUACCUUUAAGGCUCAUGUUUACUACGUCGGCUGUGUAUCUGGGUUUUAUUCUUUCUGUUUUGCUAAUUAGUAUCUUGGUCUGCACCUGGUAGUCUGGAAAUCUUGUUUCCAACGUGGAGACUUACCGGAGGUGUUAACUUUAGAAUGUGAUACAAUAUUUCAUGUUCUUCCGUAUGUCAUUGAUGAUAGACUCUUAUUAUUCACCCUAGUUUUGUGCAAUAUUUUUGCAAAUUUGUUUAAUUAUUGAUGGUGAGAGGUCUCUUUGUAAUAAUGUGUAGUGAACUUCCCCAAUUGAACUUGCUUUUUAACUUUGUAAUUCUUUUCAAGGACCUUUUAUGUAAUGUAAUCACGGUAUCCUGUCUACUAA